AUGGCGGCCCUCUCGGCCGCGAGGGCGGUGUGGAAGGCGGCCAACGGACAAAAAGGAUUGAUAGCGGCGCGCGGAGGGCGGCGUUGCCGCGCCACCCGGGCGCCGUGGGAAGCCGGCUGCGGCCACACCUGUGCGUGCGUGCUGGGAGACGCGGCAACGCCGCGCCCGCCCCAGCCAAUGGGCGCGCGCCCCGGCCCUGGCGUGGCGACGCUGAGCUGCACGGACUGCUCGGCUUCGUCAUCCAGCAGCGGCACCAGUGAUAUAACAGAGCCUUGCUCGCCGUACAGCCCCGCCUCCUCCACACACUCGUCCUCUAACUCGGAGAGUGGUGACGACCAGCUCCAGCAGCAGAGGAGGCAGCAACAGCAUCCGCAGAACCAACGCACCUGGUCUACAGCCUCGCAGAUGGCUCCCAAUGUGCCUUCAGAGGGUGAGCGGGAGCGAGACUCGGGUCCCUGGUCUUGGGCCGGGGGCAACGCCGAGGAGGAAGAACGUGGCCCGCCACCGCCCCCGCCUCCACUGUUGGCCGCCCCCGCACCGGCCACCACCGUCGUACACCGGCGUUCCACCACGUCCGUGGCUGCCUCCCGGUCGCCCUCGCCCUCGCACAAACGCCUGAAGGUGGAGCUCCAUCACACUCCUCUCCUGCACGGCAAACGCUGCUGCAAAGCGGCAGCUGUAGCUGCUCGUCAGCAGGGCAAGAUCACGGAGUACUUCAAGACGCAGGCCAAACCUGUAAAUGGUGCCAAGAAGGAACUGGUGGCACUGGCCGCAAAAGCGGGUGCCGUGACAAUGUCCCGGAGAGUGACCGACGCUCGUGAGGGACGCAAGGGUGUCCUAGAAGAGGCGUCGGGUCCCGUGGGGGCAGCGUGCCGGCGCGUGUCUUCCUCUGCACAGAAGUUGAACUCUCUACUGGGACCCGCCACCACCCCUUCCUGCGGAAUCCCCAGCGCGUCCCCGACGGUGGAUUGUAGUGGGUCCACAGUGACCUCGCCACCUCUAGAGACGGAAGCCCCGUCUGUUGCAGAUGGCAACAGUCUUCACCUAGUCGUCUCACCGUCUGGUCCCACGUCCUGCUCCAAACCGUCACUAUCUUCACCUAUCCUCUCUGUGCCCAGGACUAUACGUUUCCCAGCAGCAGAGUGCAGCAAGGCACCCACUCAACUGGAUGCACAGGAUGCCGUAGUUUGCCAGUGGUCGGACUGUGAUGUUCAGUUUGAAACGAGCACUGCUCUGCUCGAACACUUGCAGACGACACUAGAGCGGCACGUCAAUAGCCACUUCAACCAGACAGAAUCGAGUGGCAGUGGCGGUAGUGCGCGACGUACUCCGGAAAAUGUGAGCAAUAAACUCUUCCGGCGCAAUGGGAAGAAGUUACGCUAUCGACGACAACCUUGGUCAGCUCGCAUGUUUGACUAUUUUGACUCUGGAAUCAUGGAGGGUCUACAGCAUCGGCUUCUGAAUGUAACUGAGAAGAUAACUCAUGGAAAUGUUGAAACGGCUCCAGCAAAUGCUGUUUUCCUUCAGAGCAAGGUGCUGGCGCGGCGGGUGGAGCUCGACGGCAAGACGAAGGUGCUGCUCAGGUGGUUCCCAGAGCACAUCAUUCCGGAUGAGUGGGUGCCAGAAGCAGAUGCGCGGCCUUCGAGAACUGUUCCGAUUCCUGGGUUGCCGAGUACUUCACUGGAGUCACUGCAUACGGUCCUCUUCUCUAAACCUAAUUCUUCACGGAAGAACCGUCGCAAACAGACGAGGACGACGUGAUGACCGCUUGUCACAUUGUUAGACCGAUUGUAAUUUGCUGUGCCUGUCAUGGAAGCAGAAGUGAACUGUUGGACUGUUAGUGUAAUUAAGAAACUGAUUAACUACGGAGACACUUGCUUGCUGAUUUCCUUCUACCUCAUACUGCUAUUUUUUCCUCGUCAUCUUUCUUAUUACGUACAUGUUAUGCUUACUUUGUCUCUCUAACGGUUGCCUGUUGCUUAUGUUACGGGUAUCUCUUUUUAGAAAAAAUAGUUCUCAAAUGGUUUAUUUGUUUGUCAAAUUAAUAAACAACAAAUUUAGUGAAAUUUUUGAAAGAGAGUAAUGUCUUCAUUUGGGUUGUGUGAAGAUUAGGAGGAAAUCGACAGGCAUAAAAAGGAGCUGCUUCGGCUAGCGUCGAAUGGUAGUCUUAUGAUCUCUUGCACCGAAUCGUAUAUAUUGUAAAAAAGAAGGGGGUGGAGGAAAAUCUCAAAUGCCCUACAAAUCCAAAGUAAACUAAUAUUUGAAACUAAAAGGGAGUCAGUGUGUGUAAUGAAAAGACGAGGAAAGCACUGUGUGAAUGGGGCCAUCAGUAAUGAUAGGAUUUUGUUACUGAACAGUAGCUUUCUCUCUUUUUUUUUUU
This is a messenger RNA of Schistocerca americana (American grasshopper), 2380 nucleotides long. It is a transcript of the gene jing, whose product is annotated as zinc finger protein aebp2. Gene Ontology annotation, biological process: regulation of transcription by RNA polymerase II. Lineage: Eukaryota; Metazoa; Arthropoda; Insecta; Orthoptera; Acrididae. Gene Ontology annotation, cellular component: ESC/E(Z) complex. The record is from RefSeq and is a predicted model, not a curated record.